Molecule: messenger RNA, 1939 nt
Organism: Periophthalmus magnuspinnatus
Lineage: Eukaryota; Metazoa; Chordata; Actinopteri; Gobiiformes; Gobiidae
Gene: irx6a
Product: iroquois homeobox 6a
Exons: 7
Coding region: 282-1781 (499 amino acids)
Biological process (GO): neuron differentiation; regulation of transcription by RNA polymerase II; cell development
Cellular component (GO): nucleus
Molecular function (GO): RNA polymerase II cis-regulatory region sequence-specific DNA binding; DNA-binding transcription factor activity, RNA polymerase II-specific
Source: RefSeq, a predicted model, not a curated record
UAUCUUGCAAGUCUUACGUUAUCCUUUAAGCCUCCUUUAGCUAACAACAACAUUUUGGUUGGGUUGCAGCGUUUAUUGACGCUUAAUUUCAUUUCUUAUCGGGUCGUUUGGGGGAUUAUUCAUUCAUAUAAAACAAUCUGCAGCUGCUAUCAGCCUAAAGUCUCCCUCCUAUGAGUCAAGUCAUCUAUUAUUGAGCGAAAGGCCGUGUGUGGAAAUGUGUGGAAGACGCUGGAUUUGAAGUAGAAUUGGUUGCAAUCGAUCAAGGGUGAAGAAUAUUGCUGAUGGGAACAAAAGACGCAGCUAUGUCUUUCUCACAGUUUGGAUAUCCUUACAAUGCAACGUCACAGUUUUUCGUGUCGGCAAACCCCAGUACGACUUGCUGCGAUUCGAUUUCCAGGUCUGUCUCUGACGGGACAGGCGCAUCCCAAACGGCUGCAGCCGCGUCCUUCUGCUGCCCCUCCUACGAGAACCGGCUCCUGGCGAGCAGCCGCACGGAGCUCAACACGGCACUAGGCGUCUACAGCUCCCCUUAUGCAGCCGCUGCUGCCGCCAGCCAGAACUAUGCCAACUACUUCCCCUACAGCACCGACCCAUCCGCCAUCUACUCCUCUCUGAAUCCACAGUAUGACAUCAAGGACAGCACAGGCGCAUUACACUCUGGGAUCGCUCAGACGGCUGCUUACUAUCCUUACGACCACUCACUGGGCCAAUAUCAGUACGACAGGUAUGGGACAGUAGAUUUUAACGGGACAGCCAGGAGGAAAAAUGCCACUCGGGAAACGACCAGCACUUUAAAAACAUGGCUUUAUGAGCACCGCAAGAACCCCUAUCCCACUAAAGGAGAGAAGAUCAUGUUAGCCAUCAUCACCAAGAUGACCCUCACACAAGUGUCCACCUGGUUCGCCAACGCCAGGAGGAGACUCAAGAAGGAGAACAAGAUGACGUGGUCUCCUAAGAACAAAGCAGGGGAGGAUAGGAAGGAUGAACUUGAUAAAAACGACCACGACUGUGUAACCAAAGAUACAUCUGAUUGCAAAGAGGAGAAGGACUUGCAGUUAAGUGAUCUGGAUGACAUGGAUGAUGAAGACUGUGACAAACUGGACAGUGACUGUGAGAAGGUGACUGGAGACGGACCUGACCUACAGGCCAUGACCAUCUCUGGGAGCCUCCAAAAACGAGACUGCAGCUCGGAACUACACUUGAGUUUACCUAACACUUUCCACACUGCAUUCCCCUGCCCCAUCAAGAGCUCUCUCCCUCCCCUCACUACUGACUACCCUGAUCCAGUGGUCUCCAGGUCUUCAUCCAGCCCAAUGGGAACUUUGUCGCACUUUGAAUCUCCGGACAAACCCAGGAUCUGGUCUCUGGCACGCACUGCGGCAUUGGGUGUUAUUCUGAGUCCACAGCAGCAGCAGUCUCAGCCGAGCUCGGGGUCAUCCUGCCAGCUCCAGAGCACCAGGCUUCCUGUGUCUCCUGCUGGACAGUGUGCAGGGAUAAGGGGCCUUAAUGAAAACUCAAGUCUUUCCAACUUGGAAAACUCUUUCUCCUCUGAAAGUUCAGUGCUGCACCCAAAAGUAUAUGGAGCUGGGAGCUACAGUCACAAGGGCAUCCAUCUGCACUGUUCAUCCUACCCUGGCCUGGCAGAUACAUAUCCAUACACUUCCACCAUAGAAGGGUUCCCUAGUGGCAAAGCUGAGACACCGUCCCCUGACCUGAGCCAAGCCUGUGCGACCUUAGCAGAUGACAAGGUGACUGCGUUCAGACCUGUGAUGAAGAGGUGAAGCAGAUCAACAUACACCUAUACACUGGGACAUAAUAUGCACUAAAGGAUGUUUUUGGAGCGUCCGCUUGUGAUGUGAUACGGAUAUGGAGUCAUUCAAAGCUGUGGAUCAUUUUGCACAUUUUUUUUUUUUUUUUCCUUCAUCAACUUUAUGCAAAU